AUGGCUCAGACUCGUUCCAAGUCCGCUUCCCCGAAGAAGAAAGCGAGCACCCCUCGCAGUCCGGUGGCCCUCGGGCAGGUGAAGCCAAAGCCCUCCAGGAAGCCUAGGCAAUGUCAGAGGUGUCCCGGUCGCCCUCUGCUGUCCACUUGCGAGCAUCGAUAUCGCAAACGCUCGGUCCCAGCAGCCUCAGACAACACCUUGCCUGUGGUCCACCCUACUAACCAAGGGCCUCUAUCGACUGCCUCCCAGCCUCAGGACCCGUUCAUGCAAGUUAUCGACCCCGUACUUCUCCGAGAAGAUCAGGAAGUCCGUGCCCAAGCGUCUGGCGGGGUCAUUUCGGGUGCGAAGAUGUUGCCUGCAAGUGCUACUAAUGCCCUCGCGUCUUCAAGCCCUACAGCUCCUCCUAGUCCUCGUGCUCCGUCAACCACCCCUCCAGGCUCCCCCAGUGGCAUGUCCCCACUUACACCCCGCCGUUUUUCAACACCUCCACGAGUUGUGAAACGCACACAGCCCUCUGGAGUUAACCCCAAGUGGGGCAAGGUCCAGGGUGCUGGUCGCGGAAACGAUGUGUGGGAGGUCCACCGCGUUCGUGAGCUCAAGCCUCCCAUCAAGGACCAGGCCUUGGCCACUCGAAAGCUUGAACGAUGGACCGUCGACCUCAUUUCUCGCGCCGAGGCCGUUUCGACGCGCACUGGCUGUUGGCUUUACCUGGCCAUACAGCAUCCGUCGUCCAAGACUCCCUUCACCCACUUCACUUCUCGGAAGCUUCGCAAUGACGCCGCGAGCGAUGUCGAGCUCAUUCACAAGCAGGUCCGUCAUACAAUGAACUCCCUCACCCGUGGCCACAAGCGAAGCAUGUUCGAGGCUGAGAAGGAGCUGGAGGUGGCGAAUGCCAAGGCCAGCAGUGCCACCAAGCGGGCAGAGCGUGCGGAGGAGGAGCUUCUUCGCCUCAAACGUAUCUUGGUCGCUCAGGGUAUCCGCGUCGACGAGUAG
This is a messenger RNA of Coprinopsis cinerea okayama7#130, 993 nucleotides long. RefSeq lists its product as hypothetical. The record is from RefSeq and is a predicted model, not a curated record. The transcript has 5 exons. NCBI's taxonomy places the organism in Eukaryota, Fungi, Basidiomycota, Agaricomycetes, Agaricales, Psathyrellaceae. The coding region runs from base 1 to 993 and encodes 330 amino acids.